AAAUCAGUAAAAGUUUAAAAGAGUCAAAGCAGGUUUGUUCGGUAGAUGCUGAAGUCAGACUGAGAUCCACAGAGACCCAUCUGGACCAGCUGGAGGCCCACACUGCAGCUCUGGAGAUCAGACUGAGGGUCGGCGAGAAACAUCUGGAAGAGCUGAAGACAGAAAACUCAGCUUAUGAAACCAAGCUGCUGGCUGUGACUGACAGACUGAACAUGACUGAGGAGCAGCUGGAUGAUGUGAGGACUCAAAGCUCAGUCAGAGCUGCUGAGCUGGUUUCACUUUCAGACAGACUGGCUGAAGCUCAGAGAAACACUGAAGAGCUGACAGUCAGACUUGAAGUCAGCGAGGCUAAUCGGACCAAGCUGAGGACAGACGAUGGAGGUGAACCUAAGGUAGGAUUUUCAGCUGGUCUAACUAAUGCAGGAUUGGUUGGUCCAUUUGAUGAAGAAACUACUUUGAUUUUCACCAAAACCAUCACCAACCUUGGCCAAGGCUACAACCAGUCGUCAGGUGUUUUCACAGCUCCAGUCAGAGGAUUUUACUACUUCAGCUUCACAGCUGCAGAUUUCCUGAAGGGCUACAUGGGUCUUUACUUGUUCAGGAAUGACCAGCCGAUCGUUUUCAGCUUGGGACUGAACGACCACGGUGGAUAUACCUCCACGUCCAACUCGGUGGCUCUGCAGCUGGAUAAGGGUGACCGAGUGCGCCUCAGUCUGCCAGCCAGCUAUCGGCUCUAUGAUGACUCACGCAACUUCAGCGUGUUUUCGGGCUUCCUGCUUUUCCCGCUCUAACAGGAACAUCACGGUAUCACUGGUGCUCCUGAGCAAUAAACCAUCUUUAUGAAUUUCUGUAAAUGCAUUAAAAAGCCUGGAUUUUGUG
Messenger RNA from Nothobranchius furzeri (turquoise killifish), 879 nucleotides. Lineage: Eukaryota; Metazoa; Chordata; Actinopteri; Cyprinodontiformes; Nothobranchiidae. The record is from RefSeq and is a predicted model, not a curated record.